Funneliformis caledonium is the source of this 513-nucleotide messenger RNA. NCBI's taxonomy places the organism in Eukaryota, Fungi, Glomeromycota, Glomeromycetes, Glomerales, Glomeraceae. The record is from the annotation of a GenBank genome assembly.
AUGAUAACACUGCCUACAAUAAUAUUGACAUCGCCAACUGAAUCUCCACCUGUCACUAGUGAACAUAUUUCUGAUAUGUGUGAAGAAAUGAAAGUUAUGUUUAUACGAAGUCAAAAUCCUGGAUGCAGAUUGGAAUACUUAGCACAACACUGUUUACGAUUCAAUAAUGAUCUUAACUUUUACGCGGAAGAAUAUGUAAAAAUUAAUAACAUUUCAAGUACCAAUGAGAUACCAACCGUUAUCAAAGAAGAUGAAUUGUUCAAUAAUAUAACCAUCAUCAAUACUUUAAAGAUACUUUUAAAGAAGGCAUUUAUGUUACAUCUGACACUUGAAGUUUCGCAUUUAACCAACUAUAAUAUGGAUAACCAUCAUACAUUACAACAAGUAAAGGAAUUAGAUCAUUUAACUAGUGAUUUGACUAUUCCAAAUUUAACCCAAAAGAAUGCUACUAAUCAAAUUAAUAUAUCAGCAUCGGCUUUAUCAAGACGUCGUAUACGUAGAUCACACAGAUAA